UUCGCCUGGACCGCAACUCAAGUGUGCUACACAGUACAGUGUCCUCAAAAUCCGCCAACGCCCACAGACUGUUUCAAACCUAUCGGUUAUGCCGGCUCUGCCUUUGCAAAAACUCAUGGACCUAACCCUGCGUUUACGCCGACAGCAAAAAUUCCGGUCGUAUACCAAUACCUCAGUCCAAACAACGAAAAAUUAUAUGUCGGCAAAAAAAAAAUUGGUGGAAGCGGUGAAGAAGAAAAGUUACGGCAUUUACAACUAAACUGA
Molecule: messenger RNA, 264 nt
Organism: Paraglomus occultum
Lineage: Eukaryota; Fungi; Glomeromycota; Glomeromycetes; Paraglomerales; Paraglomeraceae
Source: the annotation of a GenBank genome assembly